Messenger RNA from Rhagoletis pomonella (apple maggot), 948 nucleotides. RefSeq names its product UPF0692 protein CG33108-like. NCBI's taxonomy places the organism in Eukaryota, Metazoa, Arthropoda, Insecta, Diptera, Tephritidae. The transcript has a single exon. The coding region runs from base 240 to 860 and encodes 206 amino acids. The record is from RefSeq and is a predicted model, not a curated record.
AGUCGCUUAAAAUCUAUUUGCUUGCGUGUUUGAAUUGAGACAAAUGUAGACCGUGGGAAAAGUGUGUAAUCAGCGGAGCGCGACUAGUAGCGUAUUUAUUUAAGGUUCGGUUAAAAUGUGGCAGUUCUAAAAAUAAACUGCUCCCGUUUAACAAGAUAUUGUGCUCGUAAACAAGUGUGAUAAGCCCCAGCACUCCUAUUAUAUAAUAAUAAAAAGUUAAAUAUUUACACACAAAAUAAAUGUCGCACGCCCUGUCUGCUGAUCCGCCGCAGCCAACACUUAAUCAAGUAACUGCCCAGAAAUAUCUACCCACGCCUCAUAACCAACAAUCUCAGCAGCAAUUGCCAACAUGUACCUGGGCACUGAAGUACCCAGAAUUGCAGAAAGCCUGUUUUUUGGCACGCAUAUGUGAGGAGAGGCCUCCUCUCCACUGUCAGCUGCGCAAUGUAUCUGUUAUCCUACAAGAGGGGCCCACCUGUGGGCUCACUGCACUAAGCAUGCUUGUGGGCGGGACUCCUACAGCACACGAGCUCUUGCAGGUGGCAAGGGAGCUCCAAUAUACCAACAAUGGCGAGAUGUUUAGUGCACAAAAUUUAUUCAAACUUAUAUGUGAUACUCUUGAAUCGGCAAAUUGCACGGCGGCCUACGCGAUAAAUACAUUAAAAGAAAGCACGAAUGCUACGUCGACGGCGAAAACGAUUGCCAAGGAAUGCAAGAAUGUGUUGGCGGCAGCGGAAUGUGAAUUGCAUCAAGGUCCACUCGACUGUGCCAAGGUCAGAGCAGCACUAGAAGCAGGCGCUUGUGUUUUUGUUCCGUAUCCUUUUCAAACGAAUUUUAUUACAGCGUUGGUAAGCCGUUAAGGCAUUUGUAACAUUUUAAAACGAAAUGUUAAGUUACUCCUUACAUAAUUUUUAGAAAAUAGGUUAUUACAUUUCAUUCGAGAUUUGU